AUGGAAACUUCUAGAGGAAAACCAAUAUUUGAACAUCAAGGUUAUAUAUAUAUUGUUAAUAAAAAAUCAAAUAACAACAAGAUAAUAUGGUGCUGUCGUAAUUAUCGUCAUAAUCAAUGUCACGGUCGACUUCAUACAAUUGAUGGUCAAGUUGUACUUGCAGUUGGUGAACAUAACCAUGAACCAUCUCAUUUAGUAGGUGACGUAAUUGCAUCACGUACAAAAAUGAUUGAUGCAGCUAAACAAACUGGUCAUUCAACGCAUGAUAUUGUGGCUGAUUGUGUAUCAAGAUUAUCUGAUCAUGCAAUUUCAACACUACCAAAUUUACAGCACAUUAAACGUAUUGUCCAACGAAUUCGUCAAAGACAUCAAAAUCCAUUAUCAUUACCAACAAAUCAUGAUUCACUUCUUAUUGAUACACAAUACAUAAAAACAGCUCGUGGUCGAACAUUUUUACAAUUCGAUUCUGGUUUAAAGAAAGAACAAUGUUAUGUUGAUGCUCAAAUUAUUCAAGCGGAAGCUGGUGUUAGACAAGCACGAAGACGUGAACAGAUUCGUCGAGAAACACGUAUUUUGAACCUAUUAAAUGAACCAACAACAACAAACUUUGAAAAAGUAAUGGCUCCAGCUCAAAAUAUUACAUUAAAAGAUUCUUAA
This is a messenger RNA of Rotaria sp. Silwood2, 657 nucleotides long. The record is from the annotation of a GenBank genome assembly. Lineage: Eukaryota; Metazoa; Rotifera; Eurotatoria; Philodinida; Philodinidae.